Molecule: messenger RNA, 1990 nt
Organism: Columba livia (rock pigeon)
Lineage: Eukaryota; Metazoa; Chordata; Aves; Columbiformes; Columbidae
Gene: PIPOX
Product: pipecolic acid and sarcosine oxidase
Exons: 8
Coding region: 130-1308 (392 amino acids)
Cellular component (GO): peroxisome
Molecular function (GO): sarcosine oxidase activity; L-pipecolate oxidase activity; flavin adenine dinucleotide binding
Source: RefSeq, a predicted model, not a curated record
CUGUCUCCAUGGGGACUGGAGGGCAGCCAAGGCUCCACCACCCGCUCGGCUAGGCCGGACUCUGCCCCGUCCCUCCCCUUGGCUCGGCUCCCGGCUGCCUGUGGGACAGGGACAGGGACGAGGACAGACAUGGCUGCCCGCAGCCAGCCCCAGAAGGCCACCUACGACGUCAUCGUCAUCGGGGCUGGCAUCCAGGGCUCCUUCGCUGCCUACCACCUGGCCCAGCGUCACAGGGACACCCUUCUGCUGGAGCAGUUCAUCCUGCCCCACUCCCGGGGCAGCUCGCACGGGCAGAGCCGCAUCACCCGCAGCGCCUACCCCCAGGCACACUACGCACGCAUGAUGCCCGACAGCUUCAGGCUCUGGCGGCGGCUGGAGGACGAGGCCGGCACCAGCCUCUACAGGCAGACGGGGCUGGUGGUGCUGGGCCCGGCGGGUGACCCGGAGCUGGAGAGCUGCCGGCGCAGCCUGGGUGCCGGCGACAUCCUCGACACCACGGCGCUGGCCCAGCGCUUCCCCGGCCUCCAGCUCCAGCCUGACCAGGUGGCCCUGUGGGACAGCACCGGUGGGGUGCUCUUUGCCGACCGGGCGCUGCGGGCGGUGCAGGACAUCUUUCGCCAGCACGGGGGCACCCUGCGGGAUGGGGAGAAGGUGCUGCACAUUGAACCUGGGGAUGUGCUCACCGUCACCACCACUGCCGGGGUGUACCGAGCCCCCCAGCUCAUCAUCACAGCCGGAGCCUGGACCGGUGCUCUGGUGGCACCCCUGGGUCUCCGCCUGCCGCUGCAGCCCCUGCGCAUCAAUGUCUGCUACUGGAGGGAGAAGGAGCUUGGGAUGCCCAGCAAAGACAGAGCCAGUCCCUGUUUCAUAACGCUGGGGCUGAGCGAAGCCCCCCACAGCAUCUACGGGCUGCCUGCACUUGAGUACCCGGGGCUGGUGAAGGUGUGCUACCACCACGGCAGCCCUGUUGACCCUGAGGAGCGGGACCGGGUCCCCCCAGAUGCCCCCCGCCCUUAUGUUGGCCUCCUGAGCAGCUUCAUCAGCAGGUACCUGCCCGGGCUGGAGCCCCAGCCAGCCGUGGUGGAGACCUGCCUCUACACGAACACUCCGGAUGAAGAUUUCAUCCUGGACCGGCACCCCAAGUUCAGCAACAUCAUAAUCGGGGCCGGCUUUUCAGGCCACGGGUUCAAGCUGGCGCCGGUGGUGGGGAAGCUGCUGUGUGAGCUGAGCCUGGGUGAGGAGCCAUCGCACAGCAUGGCCGCCUUCACCGUCACCCGCUUCCCCGGUGUGCUCCAGCCUGAGCUGUAGAUGCGGGGCCUUGGCCAUGCCUGGUGUGGCAUCACACUGUCCGGUAGCUGUGUCCCUGUGAUCCCAUGUCCUUACACCCCAGUGUGCCAGCACCUCCCACCCCUGCAUCCCUGUAUCUCCAACACCCUCCGCCCUGGUGUCCCAAUAUCCUGCACAUUCCGCUACCCUGCAUCCUCAUGUCUCUGUACUCACCACCACAGCACCAGCACCCAGCAGCCAUCUGUGCACCCCAGCACCACUCCAUCCCCACAUCCCAACACUCCUGCAUCCCCAUACCCUGCACCCUGCACCCUGACAACACAGCAACCCAGCAACCCUGCAUCCUUGUAUCCCAGCAUCCCAGUACCCUGAAUCUCUCCAUCCCGGUAUCCCAGCAUCUCGGUACCCUGCCUCUCCACAUCCCUGUAUCCCAGCAUCCUGGUACCCUGAAUCCCUCCGUCCCUGUAUCCCAGCAUCCUGGUACCCUGCCUCUCCACAUCCCAGCAUCCCCAUAUCCCCGCAUCCCAACAUCCCAUAUGCCACACAGUGCCAAGCCAUCUCUGCCAAGUGCCCGCUCCCUGAAAACAAAUUAAGGUGCUUUGUCAGCCUCAUGAAGAUGGAGCUGGAACAGCGCAGAGAGACACACUCGCUUAGGAGUCAAGUUAAAUGUUUUAAUGUUAAAUGUGCCAUUUUAUUAUCAUUA